Messenger RNA from Bombyx mori (domestic silkworm), 7870 nucleotides. It is a transcript of the gene phtf, whose product is annotated as protein phtf. Gene Ontology annotation, cellular component: endoplasmic reticulum. The record is from RefSeq and is a predicted model, not a curated record. NCBI's taxonomy places the organism in Eukaryota, Metazoa, Arthropoda, Insecta, Lepidoptera, Bombycidae. The transcript is spliced from 16 exons. Bases 288 to 2888 code for a protein of 866 amino acids.
UCUGCACAUAGAUCACUUUUAAGAAUCUGCGAGUGCGAUGUCUGAUGCGAUAUUAAUUUGAUUACAUCGGUGUUAUGAAUUCCAAAUAAGUUUAAAUUCUGUUACAGAUUAUUUUAUUAACAUUUUACGAGACAUUACAUUUUAUUGUUCGAAAAGUUUUCAUUCGAAAUUGCUGUCAUGUGAAUAAAAUAAAGAAUUCAGAAUCAACAAAUAGAUUUGACCAAAUGCUGGCAAACAACAAAAACAGGAACCUGGCACCAGGACUGUAUACAUAAAUAAUAUACAAUAUGAAACAAUUGGCAGCAUGGUACCAAAAAAAAAUAAGCUCCUAUGACAAAGAAGAAUGGGAGACCAUGGUCGAACAACUAUUGAUGCGAGGCACAUACCGCCGACGUAUCGUAGACUUUUCAUCGCACGCGCGUUCGUAUCUCAUAGACGUUGAUUUAGUAAGAGGAUCAUCGUUCCCGAAAGCGAAGCCCACCCUGGGAAUGCGCCGGGUUGUUUGGUUCGCUCUAGUCAGACUAGUGUUCCUACCCGCACUGUUCCAAUGGUGGGCUCAGCAGACGUCACCAGCUUGUGCCAAAUUCCUAUUAACACUAUGGCUCUUACAAGUACUGAAUAUAUCUCUUUACCUCAUGUCACCAGAUAACUUGGAUGUUGACCCAAAUUGCUGGUUGGUGCCAUUAGGCUUAAUGCUGGUGCUGAGUAUGGUGCAUUCACAAAUAGUUAGUACGACGGAAAUGGAAAUUGCUAGAGUACGUCCCCGUUCCACUUAUCGACGGAAACUGCCGCGAUAUUUCAGACGACCACGGUCAGAAUGUGACGGCGGCAGUGCGGGUGGUUCCGCCGAAAGUGGUGCUACAUCUAGCCAAAGUAAGACUCCUACCACAAAACCCUCCAAAUUCAGGCGCCGACAGUCCAGAAGUGAACUAAGUGACAAUGGACUCAGAAAACGCAAGAAAGAACUGCCAAAGGAAAAUGUUAGCACACCUCUUGAACCGACCGCGAAAAAUAAAGCGAUAGUCAAACUUAAAGCCAAAGAUUCGGACGACGAAGACUAUAUGGCUUGGAAGAAACCGGAUAUAAACACUCCCAUAGUAACGUUCACCCCACCGCCGGACGAUGCUACACCUAGUUCCUCCUUUAGAUAUAAGUCUAAUAUAUUGACUAAAAAGCAUUUAGAAUCUUUUAAUGUAAGACAAAAUCAGCAUAGGGCGUUAUUCGCUGACGGUGACGACGGCUUCGAAAGCCUCAACGGUUACAACUCGAACGGGAGCGACGGAGACAACAGGGUAAAAAUCUUACAGGCCAGACUUUCUGGUAAUAAAAUAGUUAGUAACGAAAGGAAUGAGGUGACAGCAAAAGAUGAUUCGGCCAAUGACGUUGACAAAACACCGAUUGACAAAGUUGAAGAGAACUCCACAACAACCGCCAAAGCAAACGUUUUAAAGACAGAGAACGAUGAGAAAUCGAACGAACCAGACUCUGAUGUUAAUGUCACUGACAGUCCUAAUAGAGGAAAGCGAAUCGGUGUACGUUUCAGAAGCUCGUGGAUACCAGAGAACGUGCGAAACGAAUCAAGUGACGAUGAUUUUGCUAACGUUAAGAAUAAGCAAAAGAAAAUUGAGACUUUCCAAACGUCGUCAUCCGAUGGAGAAUGUUCUGCUUCUGCGCCAUCGAUCGCUCUGCCAUCCCACCACACUAUGUCUGACUGGGUUGGCCAAACUACUAACAGUGAGGAGAGUAGUUACUGUUCACAAUCCGAAGGGGGUAAUUCUGACGUGGGCUUCCAUUACGCCGCGGAUAGCUCCUGGGAUCCGUUCGCCUUACUAGACCCUACAAGCGAUACAGUGAAAUGCACAAUGUGGGAACGAGGUUCAACUCUACGCGCUGAGCUGUCGGCCGUCGACAUUAGUUGGUACGUGGUGGCGCGCGCCGAGCGAGCCAUGGCCGCCGAAGGCUGCGUCUGGGCGGGUCUGGCUAUGGCCACCAUCGUCGCGUUACUCACGCCCGCAAUACGACUCACGCAGUUGGCCAUAGAUCAAGACACGAGAACAGAAGAAGAGACGCAAUCAAUGACAAUUUUCUUGUACAUAAUAUCUGUCGUCGUCAACUACAGCAAGGGCUCUGUUUUAUAUAUACUCUACGGAGCGUUCGGAGAUAAUGCUUGGGAAUUGAUGACGAAUAUAAUAUCAUGCAUCCUGCGUUUCGCUCUAAGCGGCCUCAUGUUCUUCCUACUGGCCGUUGCAGAACGUGCCUACAAACAGAGGUUCCUAUACGCGAAACUGUUCUCUCAUCUGACGUCGGCGAGACGGGCCCGGAAAUCGGAGCUGCCACACUUCAGACUCAACACGGUCAGGAACAUCAAGACUUGGCUUUCGACUCGUUCUUAUUUACGGCGCCGUGGCCCUCAACGUUCUGUAGACGUCAUAGUGUCCGCUGCCUUCAUGCUCACAUUGAUUUUGCUUGCAUGCGUCAGCGCUCACUUAUUGCGGGAUUCGGUGACGUUAGAAGAAGGAUGGCUGUUCGAAGCGAUGGUUUGGAUUUGCUGUCUCGGGAUAUACUUGAUGCGUCUGAUCACGUUGGGCAGUAACGUCAACAAAAAGUACCGAGGCUGUCUGUCGGCCAUUCUCACAGAGCAGAUCAACUUGCAUCUAGCCAUAGAACAGCGACCGGAGAGCAAAGACCAAUUGACUGUGGCCAAUAACGUACUCAAAUUAGCCGCCGAUCUGCUGAAGGAACUAGACGCGCCUUUCAAGAUAUCCGGUAUAUGUGCUAAUCAUUAUUUGUACACCGUAUCGAAAGUUGUGAUAUUGUCCGCCCUGUCGGGUGUUCUAUCCGAGAUGCUGGGUUUCAAAUUGAAAUUACACAAAAUCAAAAUCAAAUAGACGCUUAGAAUAGAUCUCUUUUGUAGCUUACAAAUAUGUAUGUUUAUUACUUACGUUCGUAAAAUAAGUUAUCUUAUUUUGUUGCCAUACGUAAAAAAUAAUACGCCAGACCAUAUUAUUUUUAUAAUUCAUAAUAAUAAUUAUGAGAGGACAGACUUAUGUUAAAUGAGCGUUUACGAAAUUAAAUAAGGCAUUAAGAAGUCAAUAUAGAGUAACUAAAAUAGCAAGUCGAACUAGAAACUAACCAUUUGUUUUUAUCGCGAUGACCUUGGUCUAUUGUUACGCCAAACUAAUAAAAUUGAUACAUUGUCAUCGUUUCUUGAUAACGAGUAAAGAUUUCUAUGUUAAUAGCCCGUCUAUAAGUAGUUGAAAAUUAUCUUUAUAAGGAAUUCUUUGUUCAUACAAAGAAAAGAAAAGACUUAGAAAUAUUAAUUUUUUUUAGUUAUACUACUAUUCUAUAUUAAAUUUCAAAUAAAAGGUAAUAUCAGGUCCGUAUUUCGAAUUACAGACCCGCGUCCUAGAGUGACUAGGUAUGUAGAGAUUGUAGUAUCUUUAUGAAUAAGGUGCAAUAUAAAUAUUUGUAUCGUCUUAAAACACGUUUGGAUUCAAUGGUAUCUGAUUUUUUUUUUGGCCAAAAUUAAAUGAACUUGAGCAGUACUUUUUAUAUCCUAAAAUAUUUUAUGUGCAGUGAUGUAAUAAAACCAAAAAUGGUUCCUUAGCUUAAUCUAUUUGACGGCACCGCUAAAAAUUGAAAUUGUAAAAUUUUUGAUUUUUCAAUCAUACAAAAAGUGUGUCCAUCUUUAACAUUUUUACAACAAUUAGUAAUGUGCGGAUUGCAGCUUAAUAAAUAAUAAAGUAUACCUAUGAAAUAUAAAUUGAAAAGUGCAGAAUAGCGCAGAUUUUUUUACAUGACCAUUCGUUAAAUUAGGACUUAAAAUCAUUGCAGUGUAUAAAAUAGAUUAGGCUACUUAAUAAUGUAAGUGAUCAAAUCAAAGUAUUGCCAUUUUAAAUUUUUUCUGAUGAAUCUAUUAAGUUGAUCUCAUGAAAAGUGAUACAAAAAUAGAAUAGAAUUUUAAAACUAUUGCAUAGUGAGUGCAUAAUACUAUUAUUAUAUUUAAUGAAUUUAAAUAAUGAAAAGCAUUAUUCAUAUUAUUUAUAUUAAUGGUUUUACAUUAAUUAAUUUAUUAGUUUUUGGUGUAAUUGCUUAUACAAAUAAAAAUUUCUUAUUUCCAAUUUACAUUUUGAUGACAUGAACACGAUUAGUAUUGCGUUUUACAGUCAACUAACUAGAUGAUGAUGAUCUUGUUGUGUCUAAAGCGGUUAGUUGGCCUCAAUUAAGAAAAAUAGUAUUAUUAUUCGCCAAUAGAUGUCGGGAAGAGUUGAUUAUUGAAAACACGAAUAAAACAACAUUUUCUGAAAAUAAAUCGUAGCUAGAUCGAUUUAUCGCCCCCGCUAUCCCCUGUAUAAUAAAUUUUAUGAAAAUCGUUGGAGCCGUUUCCGAGAUUCAGAUUAUAUAUGUAUAAGAUUAUAUUGUUAACUAGUUGCAUCCAGUUGGCCUGACAGUCGUCUUACAGUCAGUAAGAAGUUCAAUAAACGGUCAUCGUUUUAUCAAUUUUAUGAAAUUUCAAAUUUCCAGGCAUCUUUUUUAAUUUUUCUUGCCCUAAAAAGUCAUAUAUUCCGAAUACCUAAAAGUAUAUUGAAAUCUGUAGAAACUGUUCUUCAUUGAUUCGUUCACCAAUGAAAAACAUUUAAUUCAUAUCUCUGAUUGACUCGAUGGUGCAGUAGUUAAUGCUCCUGACUGUAACGCCGAGGGUCGUGGGUUCGUAUCCCACGUCAGGCAAACAUUCGUUUGACGAACACUUUUGUUUGCUCUUUGUUAUUGUAUAUAUAUAUUAAACCUCUGGUACCCAUAACACAAGGCAUCCUAAUUAGGUGUCGGAUGACAGUGCGUGAUUUGUUCCCAGUUAUUUAUUAUUAUAUCGAUACAAAAAAUUGGCUAUCUCACUAAAAUAUUUAAGUACCUACCAUGACAUGGGGUAAAUUGGGAUCCUGGGGUAAAUUGGGACAAACCUGCGGAAGAUUCUCAAAGUACCUGUAGCACGGAAUCUACCUAAUUUUGUUUAUGUUAAUAUUUAUCAAUGUAUAGAAGAAAAACCAAGUUAACUAUGGAAGUACUAAAUAUGAGUUAAGUUGGUCCCAAAAAUUCGUCAAAUUAAAUUGAAAAUAGUGGUUGAAAAGUGCGUUUUAAAACAGCUUAAAGAACUUUUAAAAAAAGUAAUAUUAUCGUUGUUUUUUCAAUAAGAUCACAGUUUAUAUAAGUUUUUAAUACACCUGGAAAUACCACAACAAACGGUAAGUUGCAAUAUUCUUAUUUUAAAUACAAUAUUUCGACAAAAUAAAAAAUGUAUAUUUUUUCCUUUCUUUUUGGGGAAAAUUGGGACGUAUGUAGGGUAAUUGGGAACGAGACUGGAAAAAUGAGGGACGAGAAAACACAAAAUUGGAACGCCAAAAGACAAAAUAGGGAUGGCUUGUUAGGGUUGUCACUGAUAUCUUAUAAUAGAUUUUUUAGCCUAUACUAUCACUUAAUUGCGUGAUGUAAAGAAGGUUAAUGUGUUUAUCAGUUAGUUUAUGUAAGUAUUAUAGGUAAAAGAAAAGUAUAUAUAUAAUUCCUUUUUUUCGCGACAUUUACCUUGUAAUAUCUGCCCGGUCGUAUGUUCUUUAUAGCAAUAAAAAAAAUUAAAAGUUAAAAGAACUCAAACGAAUCAAAACUUUUGUUAUUUCAGAAUCUAUUCACGCGUCGAAUCAUGAUUUUGUUAACAUUCAAAACGCACACACAAAUAAAAACAGGCCUCAGAUUUUAAAUGUAACAUUAAUUAAAAAUCCGAGAUAUCCAAUUAUGAGUGAGUGAAUUAAUUGAGUUUAGUUAUUUAGCUUAGAAAGAAUUUCUUUUAUUUUUGUUAUUAUUGGCAGUAAUCAGAUAAAGCUGUUUUUUUAUCUUAUUCACCUGAUAUCUUACUCUUGCUCAAAGAUUAUUUUGAAAAUGUUGAUUAAAUAAAAUUGUAUUAUUGCAUUUCCAGUCCUUUUGUUUUCUAUUUUUUAUUCUAUUUUAUCAUUUUGUUUCAGAGUUGUGAUUUUUAAGGAAAUUAAAUAAUAAUUUUCUAAAAUAUAACAUGCACAUACUUUUUUUGAUCAUUGUAUUGUUGAUUAUCAUUCACGUCACAUCGCUUCGGAAUAGAAACCAGCUUAAUUUACACUAUGUUGUGUAUUGUGCUUAAAUUAUGGAUUGUAUUCAUCAUUUCGGUCCAUAUAAAUAAUUAUAUGGCACCUACCUAUAUAUCGCAGUACUGCGAGUUGACAACCCUUACAAAUAUCCCAAUUUAACCCUUAACCGUGUCAAUUUACCCCGGACGCUGGGUAAAUUGGGACGACCAUUAUAUUACCGAUUAUUUCUUUAAAAUUAAUAAUUAAAAUUAUGUUACGGUUUUCAUCACCUAGGUACGUUCAAGACUCAACUUAUUUCUUUGGUUGAGCAGUGACUAUUUAAUUGGAACUAUUUUAAAAUUCAAUCUGUAGGUCGAUUUUGUCCCUAUUUACCCCAUUGUACGGUAUUUAUUUUUUAUUUUUUAUGACAGUAUUACAUUGAAUGUUGGUUUGAAAUACGAAUUUUAGGGGAAAAAGUUCAUGAAGCCACAACGAUCUUAUUUUAAAAACACGGACAACAAGUUACGUUUCAUGAGCUGAUAUUUACGUCAACUGCCAUGUGACGCCACGCUGUGGCUAAUUUAGGAAAUGAGUUGCUUUACGGGUAGUAGUAAAACACUUCAUUUUCGCGAUUAAAACUACUUCUUUAGUUUAUUCUCGGGUUUAUUAUUCUCCUUUCAAGUAAACACAAACCCAAAUACGAGAAAUGUAAGUUAAAUGUGGUUUAAAGGAAUAGAAACGUAGACAAUUUUUUUUAUAUAUUUCAAGACUGUAGUUGGCGAACUAUUCAAAUAUCGAUAAAUACCGCCUCAAUUAUCUGUCACCACUCUAGGAAAUCAUUAAAUUCAAAUAAUAAAUGCGAGAUUAAAUUUCGAAAGUAGUUUUAUACAGUUUGCCACUCGUGAAAACCAACUAAACACUAUAUUUGGUCCAAUCAGCUUUUUAACAUAUUACAAGGACUUCCUUCUCGGCUCUCUUAAAGCAUAUUUUACAUUCCCUAAGUAAGAAUAGACAAGCGCCAGUUCACAUUAACGCUACAAGGUAAAACAUUAUCCUGAGUUAUAAUAUACUUAAAUAACGGAAACGAAUUUUCGAGUCAGGAACAAUUAUUGCGCUUAGACCCGAAUAUUCUUUAACCCAAACAAAACUACUGACUCCGACCGGGAAUCAAAUCAGAAUCCCAUGGUCUACAGCCUUCAAGAUAACUAAUCAUUAGAUAAAGAAUAAAAUGUUAUUGUUAUAAUCUGGAAUUGUUUUUUCAAACAAGAUUAUUUAUUGGAACGAAGUUCCUUAUCGCGCGUUGUGAAAGGGAGCUAGACGGAAAAAAUUCUUACGAAAAGUUGUCACGACACUUUUUAGAUCCAUCAUUCUGACCAAUCAACGUGUAGGCGCUUAUCGCAUGACAUUGCUCGUAUCCGAUUGGUCCGCGUAAUGAGUACAGUUUCUCGAGAUAGCGUUUCAACAAUAGUAAUUUAGUUCAUAGUAUUGUUUUUUUCUUCUUCAUAAUGCCGUAAUUUAUUAUUAUAACUUAAAAAAAAAUUACAAUUCCUUCACUAAUUAAUCGAAAGGAACUUUGUUCCAUCCGGGUGUCCCUUGACACCUCUGAAGUUUUUUAUGUAUGAACCUAUCAAAUUCUAAAACGAUUGUUUUCGGAAAUACUGUACAUAUUUAAAGUAAUUUUUUUUAUUUUUUUUUAUUGAUGUGACCUAAAGUGUAUCUAGCAUAAAAUGCGAAAUGAAAAUUGUGAACAACAAAUUUCAAUUAAAGAGACAUACAAAGAA